Messenger RNA from Octodon degus (degu), 673 nucleotides. RefSeq names its product BLOC-1 related complex subunit 7 (gene Borcs7). The transcript is spliced from 5 exons. Gene Ontology annotation, cellular component: BORC complex. The record is from RefSeq and is a predicted model, not a curated record. Lineage: Eukaryota; Metazoa; Chordata; Mammalia; Rodentia; Octodontidae. The coding region runs from base 136 to 555 and encodes 139 amino acids.
CACGCCUGCCAGCCCCCGAUUUACUGACGUUAUCUUUCAUUCCUUUCAGGGACUUGUUUGGGCCUUGUGUUUCCCGGGACAUCAACUGAACAGCACUUUGAAAUGAACUCAUACGUAGCUGGCAAUCUCGGGUAGAUGCUUGCGUCCCUUCCUCCGCUUCGCUUUCUUCCGCUUUGCGUCUCUUUUGGCCCGGGUGACUCGCCGUCGCCGGGGCGGAGGCCUCAGACAGUGGCGACGAUGGCGUCGGCGACGCCGGAUUCGCAAGCCCGAUUUGGCCAGUCAGUGAAGGGGCUUCUCACGGAGAAGGUGAACACCUGCGGGACCGACGUGAUCGCACUUACCAAGCAGGUGCUGAAGGGCUCCCGCAGCUCCGAGCUGCUUGGUCAGGCGGCUCGGAAUAUGGUACUGCAGGAAGAUGCCAUCUUGCACUCAGAAGAUAGUUUACGGAAAAUGGCAAUAAUCACAACACACCUUCAGUACCAGCAAGAAGCUAUUCAGAAGAACGUCGAGCAAUCAUCAGAUUUGCAGGACCAGCUGAGACACCUGUUAAAGUAGGUGGUCCCGGAGGAGGAAGCAGCACUCCUUUGCCAGAUGCCCAGGAGGAAAUCUCCCACACAGCCACGGGUUUCGUUUUUCAUUUUGUCUAUAAAGUUAGAUGGGAUUUGCAUUGGUG